AUGAAAAAGUACAAAGAAGGUAAAGACUCGAAUAAUAAGCAAAAAACAAGAACAAAUACUGAAGAGACGACGAGUAAAAAGAAAAAUAAAGAAAAUGAAGAAGAGACGGAGGAAGUGGUUUGUUUAGGGCAAAGUUCGCCGAAAAAAUCUAAAGUUACUCCAGAAAGCAAUAACGAUCUAUCAGAAAAUAGUUACAAUGACUACAAUGAUGUAUUUACAUUGACCCAAGAUAAAAAUCAGGAUGUCUCGUGGGAUUGGAAUGGUACGCCAAAAUCGAAAAAAAACGAUCGCACGCCCAAACGAACAAAAUUGGUACACAAAAAACGCCUCUCAAACUCACCGCUGCUGUAUAAUUCUACAAAAAGAAAGAUAAUCAGAAAAGAUAAUACUAACAAUCUUGAUAAAUUGAAAGCUGAUAUGAUUGCGCUGCAAGCGACUAUUACGCAGGAGAAAAAUGCAUCUAAUUCUCGGGCUGAGCAGUCGAAUAACGGUAACCAUAUUGAUAAUGACAGUGAUAACGAUGAUAAUGAUAAUGAUGAUAACAUUACCGAGGAACUUGAAUUUGAUGAUGACUUUAACGAUGAAUCUGUUCUCGUUGUCUCGUUACCUGCGCCAGCAAACACCCAUGGUGCUGGUGAUAAUAAAAAUAAUGAGAAUAUUGAUGACAUGUUCGAUGACUCAAUGAAUGACAUAAUGAUAAGGUGUAGUCAAGAAAUAGAAAAAUCAUUAAAUAUAACUCCGCCUAUUAGUAAAGACUUUAAAAGUAAGUCUAAUAACACAAAUAAUCCUUUAAAUCCAGUGAAUAGCUCUAGCAGGUCAAAGUCAUUAAAUGAAUUUGUAAACUCAGCUGGUACUUCAAAAUGCCAGCUUCAAAGUAGUUACAAAAACAUACCUGCCUCUAAGCCUCAAAAUUAUUUGCACGCACAAACACUCGCAUCUAAAUUAGUGUCUGAGCAGAGUAAUGCUAAGUUAAUUAAACACAAGUCUGAGCCUAUCAACAAUUCUUCCAAUGUGGGUGUGAAUGCACAGAAAAAUACUUCAAAUGUACCUGUAAAAAAUAAUGAUAGUAAUGAAAAUACUGAGAGCACAGAUGAUGGUUUUAUGAAUGAUUCGUUCGACGAUUUUUUUGCCUCAUGUGAAAAUGACUUGACAAAAACAGAAUCCAUUUUUUUGACGGGCCAAUCAACGGACACUCACUUUGGUAAAGUUUACAGUCCGAAAGAAGAAUCCACGUCAAAAACAACAACUAAACCAAGUUCAUUUUUACCGAGGGUGCCUCAAAAAUCCUCAACUUCAUUUCCUUCGGUAAAACCUAGUUGUAAUGUUAAUAAUACUAAUCGUAAUUCUAGUGUUCCAGCAAUGAGACCAACUGGUGCCAUACCCAAAACUACAUCAAUGUAUAAUAAUUCUAAUAAUAACAAUAGUAAUAAUAGCAAUGGCCGUGCAUUUCAACGUUCGGGUAGUUCAGUAAAUUUAAGACCAAAUGCGCCGAUUGUCACUACACCAAAGAAAUCCCAGGAUUGGAAAUUUUUCAAAUCUAAAAGUGCUUCAGAUUCGAGCUUUGAACAACAAACUAAUAUCAAACCGGGGCUUCAAGAUACAAAAUCACAUUCAAAUUUACGUAGUAGUUUUAAAGUUAAUAAUGCAAACUUGAAUUCAAGGGGUGGUUGCAGAAUGUUUGCUGGUGGAUCUGUAAGUAAUGAACAUCUGGCUGUUCGUCGGGCUACAACUUGUUUGGAUCCGAAUUCUGGAAGGAAAAAUAUUGUUAAGGAUAAUACUCAGUUAUACAAUAAUGUUGACAGAUUUGGAGGAAGAAGAAACGAAGGUCUUAAUGUGUCUAGGAGUAAUGGCACGGCUAGACAGACAUCGACAUUAUCUGCGAGAGGAAUAUCAUCUUCAUCAUCAUCAUCAUCGUCUUCGUCAUCGUCAUCGAGAGACGUGUCUGCUGGCAUGCAAUCCUUGCAAUUAUGUUCAGACCAGGAGAUCGCGAGAAAAAGGGAGAAAGCUAGAAUGAAAUUGGAAGCGAGAAUAAAAAGGUUUCAGGCAAGUAACAGUGAUUCGUCUGGUAAUUCUCUUAGAUCCAACGAACGAUAG
Molecule: messenger RNA, 2094 nt
Organism: Cotesia congregata
Lineage: Eukaryota; Metazoa; Arthropoda; Insecta; Hymenoptera; Braconidae
Source: the annotation of a GenBank genome assembly